ACGUAUUGGUUUGACAAACAUUUAGCAUUGGCCACAGGGAUAGGCGUUUGCGGGUCUGGUAUAGGAAUAGCUAUAUUCGCGUUACUGUCGGAUCACUUGAUAGAGACGUACGGCUGGAAGGGAGCGAUGCUUCUGUUGUCGGGCCUUAUGUUCAGUUGUGUCGCCUUUUCGUCGCUCUUUCGGAAAGUGGAUUACAUGGAGGAGAAGAGUCACCUCAAGACAGCCCUCACUGAGACCUUUGACUUCCGUAUCCUCACGGAUGUGGUGUUCGUAUACUUCGCUUUCGUCAUCUUCUUGUGCGGCGCCGUCUACUACGUGCCCAUCAUUUUCCUGAAAGACCACGUCGUGAAGACAGGAAUGGGAACGGGAGGGGAUGCCGUCAAUCUCAUGGUGUUCUUCGGUCUCUCCAACGCUUUCGGCAGAGCUUUCAUCGGAUAUAUCGCAGACUUUCUAUCACUUAAUCGUAUUAUACUCUUCGGUCUGUCUUUCCUGUCAUACGGUGUGGCCAUUGGUUUGAUCGCUGCUUUCGGACAAAACUAUACACUUCUCAUCGUUUUAAUUAUUAUUUUCGGUUUGGCUGAAGGUGCUUUUAUUACUCUAUUGCCGGUAGUUGUGGUGGACUUGUUUGGCAUGGAAAGGAUAACCAAUGCAUUCGGACUCAUUCUAUUGAUUAUAGACUACAAUAUU
Oppiella nova is the source of this 687-nucleotide messenger RNA. NCBI's taxonomy places the organism in Eukaryota, Metazoa, Arthropoda, Arachnida, Sarcoptiformes, Oppiidae. The record is from the annotation of a GenBank genome assembly.